This is a messenger RNA of Bubalus bubalis (water buffalo), 4081 nucleotides long. It is a transcript of the gene RGSL1, whose product is annotated as regulator of G protein signaling like 1. The record is from RefSeq and is a predicted model, not a curated record. NCBI's taxonomy places the organism in Eukaryota, Metazoa, Chordata, Mammalia, Artiodactyla, Bovidae. Bases 498 to 3878 code for a protein of 1126 amino acids. The transcript is spliced from 17 exons.
UUGAGUGAACUCCGGGAGUUGGUGAUCGACAGGGAGGCUUGGCGUGCUGCAGUUCAUGGGGUCGCAAAGAGUCGGACAUGACUGAGCAACUGAACUGAACUGAACUGAAUGCCCCCCUAAGUAUCAAUAAUUUGUACCCUUAUUCCUCACCUCCUCAGUCCUCUCUACUUUCUCCAGUUCAAUGGGUUAGGCAAAUCCAAAGAUAUUUCUCUUUAUGAAAAGGCUUUAAGCCUUUGCUCUAACUUUCUAGGUCCUGGAGAAAUGAAUAAUGCAAUACACAAAGUAAACACCUUUUAAAGUCAUGAGCUUUGGCCUUUGCACACAGACAAGAUAACUCCCAGGUCAGGGCAGGAUGGAGCCAAAAGAUAAAUGAAUCUUGUAAUUUAAUCUUUCUUUGUUGUUUUGGGCAAAGCAAGUUGAUUCACUGGAAUAAAUUUAAGAAUUAAUGUCCCUUGAAAUAGGAAAGCAGUGGAACCUCUCUUCCCCUGUGACUACAGAUGAACCAUGACACUUUCACGAAGAGAUGCUCUAGACCCCUUUGGCUGUUUCUUAGCUUUCUUUUUCAGGUCUUUGGCCAGACACCAUUUUACACUGUUGAAAAUUCACAAUGGAGCUUGUGGCCAGAAAUACCCCACGACUUGAUUGCAAAGUACAAAGGAUUAUUGACCUGGUUGGAAAAAUAUCGAUUACCUUUCUUCUGUAAAGCCAACUUAUGUUUCCAUUACAUUCUCUGUCAGGAGUUCAUCAGUUUCAUUAAGUCCCCAGAAGGAGCCAAGAUGAUGAGAUGGCAAAAGGCAGACCAGUGGCUACUCGAGAAAUGCAUUGGCGGGGUCAGAGGGAUGUGGCGCUUCUAUACCUACCUCAAGGGCAGUGCAGGUGAAGAACUGGUGGAUUUCUGGAUUCUUGUUGAGAAGAUCCUGAGCAUAGAUGAGAUGGACCUGGAAGUGAGAAACCACUACCUUUCCCUCCUCUUUGUGCUGAAGGCCACCCAUCUGCAGGAAAGCUCACGGGUGGUGACUCUCUGCAACAUGAACAUCAAGGCCCUCCUGAACCUGUCCAUCUGGCAUCCCAACCAGUCAACCACCAGGAGGGAGAUCCUGAGCCACAUGCAAAAAGUGGCCCUGUUCAAACUCCAGAGCUAUUGGCUCCCCAACUUUUACACCCACGCCAAGAUAGUCAUGGCCAAGGAGGAAUCAUGCCAGGCUCUGAUGCAGGAAUAUGAGACUCGCCUGUACAGUAUCUGCUAUACCCAUGAAGGAGGGCUCCCUCUGAAUAUGAACAUCAAGAAGGCCCACCAACCCCAGAAGCACUACUCAAGCAGGAAGAUCAAGAGGAAGAUGUGGCACUUGAUAGACCGUGGCUUGUGGUCCCUGGAAAUGGAUACCAAUCCAGAUACCAACACAGUGCCCCCCCAGGAGCUGGAUUCUCAAGACAAGGUGGUUAUACAAAAGCCUUUCCCAAAAGAGGCCUCUUCAAAAGACAGAAUCAUUAGUUCCCCGGAAAAGGAUGUUCUCUAUGCCAGGAAGUCCAAUGUGAAGAAGAAAGCCAAGAGCCACCUCCACAUGGAGGGCCUCUUUGAGACAGCGUUCUCAACCCACCUGAGGACUGUCACCCCCAUCAUCAAUUACUCCUCCCACAUGACCAUCAAGAAGGCCGUGAAGCAGAACCUCUCCUUGGGGUACACCCACUGGGCCCUGUGUGCGGAUGCCUGUGCAGGGAGCCCCUUCCGGGACCACCUGAAGAAGCUAAAUUUGAAAGUGGAGAUCCAACUCUUGGACCUCUGGCAGGACCUGCACCAUUUCCUCAGUGUCCUAAUGAGUAACAGGAAGACUGGGAAAGCCAUCUUUCGGCACAUGUUGGGCAACAGGAUCUGUGAGCUCUACCUGAAUGAGCAGAUUGGUCCAUGCCUGCCACUCAAAUCCCAAACCAUUGAAGGCCUGAAGGAGAUGCUGCCUUCUGGGGAUGUGAACCCCUGGAUUCCCAGAACCCAGAAGGAGAUAUGCAAGAUCCUCAGCCCCUGGUAUACUGAAUUCCUGGAUGAAGAGGACUACUGGUUUCUCAUUUUUACAACUCAGAGCAGGCUCAUCAGCACCAAGUGGCGUAAAAAAGAAUCUAUAAGAAAAGAAGAUAUCAUUCUUCUUUACAAGAGAUUUGAGGAAUCACUGGAGUUAAGCCAGGGUUUGGCUAACAUGGAAGAAAUGGAAUCUAUGCAAUGGCAAAAGAUAGCUACUGAGGACCUGAAGCAAGGUGGGUCCCUCCGGGUAGAAAGGAAGUCUCCAGUGUUUCUGGCAGACAUAGAGAAAAUGGCCUUUGAGGAACUCUGUUAUAAGUAUCCAAAGGUGGCCAUAGAGAAGAUCAGUGAUGACUACAAAAUAUAUUGUGAAAAAGUACCUCAUAUAGAUUUUACUAUGGAAGUUUUCAGGGAACCAAAGAUGGUUUUACGCUCAAAAAGGAGAAUGUCAUUCUUUAAAAGGGCAAAUGUGAGGAAGCCUUUGAUAAGACCCAGAAACUUGACAGAAGUCCUCCUAAACACACAGCACUUGGAGUUCUUCAGGGAGUUCCUCAGAGAACGGAGGGCUGAAACCCCAUUGCAGUUCCUGGUCGCCAUACAGAAGAUCAGCAUUGAGACAAAUGAAAAGAUUUAUAAGUCUCUCUUUGAAAACAUAAUCAAGACUUUCUUCCACGGAAAAAACUCUCCUGAACAAAUGCUGCAGUGUAAUGCCCCUAUUAUCAAGGAAGUCUCUCUCAUGCAUCAUGUCAGCACAACAACGUUGUUAAUGCUCCAGGGCUUUGUCAUGAGAUCUCUGGAAGAAAAGUGGUUUAAAGAUUACCAAGAACUGUUUCCACCUCAACCUUUGGAGAAGGAAGCUGAAAUACCAAUAGCUUCACCCAAGAAGCCCUCAAAGACGGCAGUUUACCUGCAGGAAUCCCAGAAGAGAGGUUGGCUGAAGAUGAUCAGCUUUAUUAGGAGCUUUUGUAAUUACCGCAGAUUUAUGUCUCAUCCCCAUAAGCGCCAGGAACUUGAAGACUAUCUUCACCUGGAAGUACACAGCAAGGAAAAUUUCUCCACAGCCCCAAACAUAUCAGGACGCCUAAUGCCAAAUCCCAGUGUCCGGAGCACAGAUCAUGAAAAUGGAGACAUCGUCCUUAUGAAGCGCCGGGUAUUUGGUCACAGGAUUAUCAUCAUCAACUAUGCCGUCAAUGAUUUCUAUUUCUUUUCUGAAAUGGAAAAAUUUAAUGAUUUGGUGAGUUCAGCUCGUGUGCGACAAGUCAACCGGGCAUACAACGAAAAUGAUGUGAUCCUAAUGAAGUCCAAAAUUAGUAUCAUCCUAAAGCUGUACCUGCAUGCAGAUGUCCCUCCAAGGCUAAGAGUGAACAUCUCUGAUGCCCAGAAGGACGCGAUCCUUACUGCCAUUUCAGACGGCCACCUGGAUCGGAGCAUCUUCCAUGGGGCUAUCAUGUCUGUCUUCCCCAUCAUUAUGUACUUCUGGAAAAGGUUUUGUGCCUGGAAGGCAAUCCAGUCUUACUUCCAGUACAUGGGAAAGAAGUUCAAGGACAUAAUAAUUUCUCCCAAACCUGUGUACAAGUACCCUCCUUGGAGUGGAGGUAAGCUUCACUGUGACCCACAGCCCCAUUCUCUAGCAGACGAGACUCAUGAAGGGAGAGCAAAGCCCAGAAGGACCAGCUGUAAGACUUCACAGAGGGCAUUUGCUGGGGGGUGGCCAUCUUAUUACCUUGGCCCUCAGAGAAGCAUUAACACCUUAUUUUAUCUGUGGCUCUCAGUGCUAGCAAAAGGGUACCCCACCCACACACUCCUCCUUGGCGGUACCUCCCGGGGUGCCUCUGGGGACAUAGGUCUCAGACUCCAUGGUCAGUAACGGAGGUGGCAAGCUACUUCACUACCAUGGGUGAAGGUUCCUGUUCCAACUAUCUCCAUCCAGCCCUACCAUUUGAAAGAGCAAAAGUCUUAGUCACUCAGUUGUGUCCCAUGCUUUGUGACUCCAUGGACUGUAGCCCACCUCGCUCCUCUGUCCAUGGGAUUCUCUAGGCAAGAAUACUUCAGUGGACUGCCAUGCCCUCC